AUGUCUACAGCUGAGAACAAAGCAGCAGACUGCAGCAGCGGUCUGUCAUGGGCUCGUGUGUGUAAAGAGUGCGGCCAGCAGCAUGACUGCCAGGACAGCCAUCUGUACGAGUACCAGGAGGAGGUGGACGACGAGCUGGUGUGUCACAUCUGCCUCCAGCCUCUCCUGCAGCCCAUGGACACCCCCUGUGGACACACAUACUGCUUCCACUGCCUCAGUAACUUUCUGAAGGAGCAGGACUUCUGCCCUGUGGACCGUCAGCGGUUGCAGCUGCAGCAGUGUCGCCCCUCUAGUCUUUUGGUGAGGAACCUGCUGGACAAGCUGUCUGUGGCCUGUCCACACUACGCAGAGUGUGAGGCACUGAUGCAGCGCUGUGAGCUGCAGCCCCAUCUCCACAACAGGUGUCCUGUUUUUCAAAGAUUACGUGAAGAAGCUGAGAAAAGGAAGAGGCCGUCGUGGAAUGAGUUAAAGGGGCGAAAGGGGGAUGGAGACUCUUCUGGUGACGCUAAACAGACUGCUUUACCACAGACGUCAAGUCGAGAUCAGCCAGACCCAGGUCUUAUUAAUCCUGCUUAUGAAGAAUGUGACGAUGACAACACUCCUCUCCGAUCCAGCUUGGUGGCAGAGGCCAAUGUUGUGGAACUCCUCAGAGAGGAGCCAGACGAGGUGCUGGGGCUUCGUAUUGUUGGCGGAAAAGACACUCCACUGGGCAACAUUGUGAUCCAGGAGAUAAUUCGAGAUUCUAUUGCUGCUCGUGAUGGCAGACUGGCUCCAGGGGAUCACAUACUGGAGAUAAAUGACAUGAGUAUGGCCUCUGUGCCUCAUUCGCGGGCCAUCGCUUUGCUGCGACAGCCCUCGUUGCUCAGACUCACUGUGAUGCAAGAGAAAGGUUUUAAAAUAAGGGAUCCCAGGUCUGAGCCGCACACCAGCCCCCUCGCCUUCUCCCAUCCUGCUCAGCCCAGCCCAGGCACCGUGCUGCAGGUCACACUGAUGAAAAGCCACCGCUCUGAGCCGCUGGGCAUCAAACUCAUUCGGAAGUCCGACGAGAGCGGCGUCUUCAUCCUGGACUUGCUCUCUGGAGGUCUGGCGGCGAAAGACGGGAAACUGAGAAAUAAUGACAAAGUGUUGGCCAUUAAUGGACAAGACCUAAGGCAUGGCACACCAGAGAGUGCUGCUCAGACCAUUCAGGCCAGUGAGGUGCGUGUGAACUUUGUGGUGAUGAGAUCAGAAGAUAAUCCCGACGAGGGUGGGAGCAGAGAGGGCCUGUCUGCCAGAGCUUCCCGAAGAACCCCAGACCCCCAGUACUUCAGACGCCGGUCCACAUACAUGAAGGACCCUCCAGGUGGGUUUUCUAGCCAGGAGAAAACCGUUAGCAUGAAGAAAGAGCCUCGACUUUCUCUGGGAAUCACUAUUGCUGGAGGCAGAGACUGCCGUAGCCGUCUGCCUGUCUACAUCACCAGUGUACAGCCCGUUGGCUGCCUACACCGAGAGGGCACCAUCAAAAGAGGUGAUGUCCUGCUCAGUAUUAAUGGAGCGGACUUGACACAACUGACGUACAAAGAAGCGGUGUCUGUGCUGAAGGCUCAGACAGCCCAGUCCCAGGUGGUUCUAAGGGUCAUUCAGACUCUCUCUGAAGACAUUGAAGAGGAGCCGGACACCUGCAGUAAAGACGAACGGAACCUAGACGACUCGCGAGAAGACGCCCUUAACUGGACCCCACUAUGGACUCGCUGGUUAGGCUUACCAAGUCACAUGCACUGGUGCCGAGACAUUUUCCUACACAAGACCAACAACGAGAGCUGGGGCUUCAGUAUAGUCGGAGGCUAUGAAGAAAGUCACGGCCAGCAGCCAUUCUACAUUAAAACCAUUGUGCCUGGAACGCCUGCUCACUUCGAUGGCCGUCUGAAGUGCGGCGAUGAAAUCGUGGCUGUGAAUGGAGCGACCACAGUGGGAAUGAACAACAGCUCUCUCAUCCCUAUGCUGAAACUGCAGAAGAAUAAAGUCACACUGACAGUGGUGUCGUGGCCGGGGAGCCUGCUCUGA
Knipowitschia caucasica is the source of this 2043-nucleotide messenger RNA. The record is from the annotation of a GenBank genome assembly. Lineage: Eukaryota; Metazoa; Chordata; Actinopteri; Gobiiformes; Gobiidae.